Molecule: messenger RNA, 1665 nt
Organism: Drosophila hydei
Lineage: Eukaryota; Metazoa; Arthropoda; Insecta; Diptera; Drosophilidae
Gene: Pex13
Product: probable peroxisomal membrane protein PEX13
Exons: 4
Coding region: 188-1399 (403 amino acids)
Biological process (GO): protein import into peroxisome matrix, docking
Cellular component (GO): peroxisome; peroxisomal importomer complex; peroxisomal membrane
Molecular function (GO): protein binding
Source: RefSeq, a predicted model, not a curated record
GUAAACAAUCGAUAAAAUAAUAAGAGUAAAGAAAAAAUAAUUGUUAAAUACAUUAGUUUUCUUGUAUUAAUUAUUUAAAUAGAUAUUGGUAGUAUAACAAGUACCUUCUAAGCUGAACACGAGCCAGCAAAUUAGUAAGCCAUCAAAAUAAAUAUAUAAUAUAUAUUUAUAUACAGUCUACAGCAACAUGGGUGACAACAACAAUCUGCGAAGCGCAGUUAUUAACGAGACACCUAUGCUGACCACUCCCUACGGCAACGUUCGAGCACUAUCAGCACCGCCGCCCAUACCACAAUCGCCCCUGCAACAGAGUUCAUAUGGAUACGGCGGAGGCUACAGUAACAUUGGUGGCUACGGAAUGGGCUUAGGCGGCUACAAUACAGGAGGCUACAACACAGGCGGAUUCGGCUACGGGAGCAUGGGCUAUGGUAUGGGCGGUUUCGGUGGCUACGGAGGCGGCAGCUAUGGUGGCUACAACAGAUUUGGUGGCAUGAAUAGCAACGACCCCGAGCAACGGUUUAUACAAAUGGCAGAGAAUAGCUCUCGUCCUGCAUUCCAAAGCAUCGAAUCACUAGUAUCCGCCAUUGGAAACAUUGCGUCCAUGCUGGACUCUACUUUCUUUGCGUUAACAAGCUCGUUUCGUGCCAUUCUUGGCGUGGCUGCAAAUUUUGGACGCCUGCGCAGUGUGUUCGCUCAGUUCUGGACAUCAUUUGCGAUAUUUCGUGGGCUGAAAUGGAUUUACAGAAAAAUACUGUAUUGGCUGCGCAUCUCGAAUUUGGAUCCUUCGUCGGAAGCUUUUAAGAAAGCUUUUGCCGAAGCACUCAACGACAAUAGUAAACAGCCUGGCAAUGCGCCACAUUUACCACGAAAAGGAACGUCUCCGUGGCCAGUAUUGGCAUUCCUUAGUUUUAUCUUUACCGCGCCGUACCUAAUCAUGAAGUUGCUGGGGACUGUGACGAAUACGGCGCAAGAGGAAGCCCGUAUUCCCUCCAAGUGGGUUGCCCCGAUUCAGACGCAGGCCAUCUAUGAUUUCCAGGCGCGCAACGAAAGCGAAUUGACACUGCGUUCGGGUCAAACCUUACAAGUGGCUCCCCGUGAAAUUCAACAGACUCUCCAGCUUUUGAAUACAGGCUGGGCACUGGCCUCAACGAAUGGGCAGACCUCAGGCCUAAUACCUAUUAGCUAUGUGAAAUCACCGCAGCAGUUGCGCCAAGAGCGACAGGCACCAGUCAAGCCACUGCCACCACAGCCCGAGCUAAUGAAUCUGUCUGCGAGUGCAUUCCCCAACCCACCCGUGAAUCAACAAAUGAACUAUGAAUUCAAUUUGGCUGCUCAGCAGCAGCAACCGCUGGGUCCACCGUCCACAACAGUUACCGCAUUUGAUGAAGGAUUCGCCUAAAGCAGUGCAGUAACCUUAACAGUUAGCUAUGAGCCAAAUGAAUUUCUGCUCUAAAAUCGAACACCUUCGGGCUGUUAUUUGUCAGGUUAUUUGUUCCCAAAUUCCUACACCUCUCACAUUUCCCAGUUACGUUACCGACGUGGGCAUGCCACAAACUAUUUUACCUAUGCGUACAAUAGAAUUCCUUGGAACAGCGGUAUUUUUUUAACCUCAGAAAUUACUAAAUAAUAAAUGUUAUAUAAAUAAUUACCUUAAAAAACCACUUA